AUGACCUCUCCCGGGACAACCCUAAAUGGAAUGUUAGUCCAGCCAGCCGAAGCCAAGCCAGAGAAUCAGUGCAAGAGGCCUGGAAUUAUUAGUGGAAACUUUGAACACAAUGGGAUAGAUGUGAUGAAACUGAUGCCCAGUGUAACUACCACUGGGGAUGGUCCAAAUGGAAAGAGAAUUGAAGGCUUUCUAUACACAUACACAAAAGAUCAAGUAUGUAUAGUGUGUAUAUGCCAUGGCAGCUUUCUCUCACCGGCAGAGUUUGUUAAGCACGCUGGUGGCAAGGAUCUGCAGAACCCCAUGAAGCACAUCACCGUCCAUUCUGCCCUUUCAGCUCAAGGUCAGCAGUAG
This is a messenger RNA of Mangifera indica (mango), 351 nucleotides long. Its product is annotated as ninja-family protein AFP3-like. Lineage: Eukaryota; Viridiplantae; Streptophyta; Magnoliopsida; Sapindales; Anacardiaceae. The transcript has a single exon. The record is from RefSeq and is a predicted model, not a curated record. Gene Ontology annotation, biological process: response to abscisic acid; signal transduction; negative regulation of DNA-templated transcription. Bases 1 to 351 code for a protein of 116 amino acids. Gene Ontology annotation, cellular component: nucleus.